AUGGCGCCAACCCGCAGCAGCGGCUGGAGCUCCUUCUCUGCAUUGCGUUCGACGCCUUCGCCCACAACCAUGCUAGAGGAUGCUUGCAGGCAGAAAGGUAAAGAAUUUGGUAUGGCUACCCGACAGUUCGCGCAAUUUGUGGUUCUUAGGAAGAUAAUCGAUGGGAAGAGGGCCGAUUUCGAUGGGUUCCUUUCCAACUUGGGCUUUGCAAAGGUUGGGGCACCGCCGCCACAAGCAAGAUGCCGAGGCGCUGGAGUGUAG
This is a messenger RNA of Miscanthus lutarioriparius, 261 nucleotides long. The record is from the annotation of a GenBank genome assembly. NCBI's taxonomy places the organism in Eukaryota, Viridiplantae, Streptophyta, Magnoliopsida, Poales, Poaceae.